CACGGUAGGCUGACAUGUAGUCAGUUUUCCUUUGUAGCCCACCCUGAACACAGGACUGCGCGUAUUGGUAAGACCUUCCGUCAUAUCAUGUGGCUACCUUGGAUCCAUCUCAUGGUCCUGGGUCUCAACCUGGCCCCUGUCACCAUUGGCACCGUCACCACCACGGACCUGGAGGAUGUUGAUGGAGAAGACCCCAACGCUGAGCAUCCUGCGAGGCCGGAUCAGAUCACGGCGACUCCUGCUGCUGUCCCGCAUCAUGACCGCCUCUCAGGAUCCAUAAUGCUGACUGGGAUUACCCAUGGUGCCCAUGGUCAAGAAGCCAACAUAGGAGGAGGAGGAGAAGGGAACCAGGUGGAUGCUGGACGCAGCCAGAGCAAAGAUGAUGCACCGAGGCGAGAGGGCUCCUCCAUCAAAUACAGUGAUGAGGCAAAGGCGGCAUCAUGUCUCACCGUGCAUGAACUGGGGGAAGCCCUGUCUGCGCUCCACACUGGCCAGAGCAGAGAGCCUGCGUUUGGACAAGACACCCUGGCUAAGUUUGGGAUUUGCAGUGGGAAUCAUGGGGUGACUGAUGGUAGUGAUAGUGCUGGGCUCUUGGCUCUGUCCACCGUGGUUGCAGCCAGAGACGGAGAUGAUGUGGGCCCUUGUGGAUUACAUUUGAAUAGAGAGCGCUGGGUUCCUGGAGAGGAAGCAGGAAGUGUUUCUUUGACCUUUGAAGUUCCUGUGGCCUUUGAAGGGAGCGAACACCUCAGCUCUGCGGUUCCCACGGCGCUGCUGCUGUUCUUUGUGGCCUACAAAGGAAGGGAGAUGCUUGAAGUCACAUUCAACAGUGAGACACUCCUCCCCAACAUACAGACAGCAUGUCUUUCAGAGGGGUCUCGGUUCAUCAUUCUGACUACCAGGGUAUCUGAACUGGAGAGACCAAGACUACAGGCUGCUGUACAAAUUGCUGUUAAACCAAAGCAUCCAAGCAAAGGACCAAGAUUGUCUUUGCUGGAAGUGCAAGAUGCACUGAUACGGGGUGGUGGAAAGGAGGCCGACAGCCAGAGAAGGCCGCUGCUGGUUUUUGUCCCAAAAAGGCCACCAUAUAAGGAUAAGCCAGGAAGUAACUCUCUUAACCCUACUGAUCACAGAACCUAUGAGUUCCUGUGUGAGCUUCAGAAGUUCCUGAGUGAUGUUCUACCUGGUUGGGAGGGAGACACCACCACUCCUCCUCCUCCUCCUCCCUCCUCCCUGAGCUCCUCUCCUCCUCCUCCUCCUCCUCCUCCUUCUCUCCAUCUCUCCUCCCUGAGCUCCCUGCCUCCUCUGGUCCUGGAUGCCUCCUCCAGCGAGAGCCUCCUGUCCGGCCUGCUGAGCUCCUCGUCCCCGGUGCUCUUCUCCUUCCCUCAGCAGUGCAGUGGGCUGCGUGGCCACCGAGUGGCGCUCUCCCUGCAGCGCCCCCUGCUGUCUCAGCUGAGGGAGCAGCUGGAUGACGCCCUGCUGCGCUUCCAGAGCGAGAAGGUGGAAAAGGGGGUGAUGGAGAGGCUGCAGACCCUCAGGACUCUCAGUGUGUUGCCAGCAGAAGAGGCGGCUCGACCAGAAGGUGCUGGGGAGGCCAGUGAGGAGCAGUACCGCGCCCUGCUGCUGCUCAAGACCCUGCAGACCGUGCUGGGUGUCAGAGAGGCCAACCGAGCACAGCGGCCAGCCCGUGCGGGAGACAAGAAUCUCGGCCAGAGCAACUCCUGUCGCCUGCACAGCCUCACUAUCAACCUGGAGGCCUUCUUCAUGGCGCCCCGAGAGGCCGUGAUCAACAAUUGCCAGGGGGAGUGUGGCUUCCCUCUGCCCAACGGCAACAACCAUGCCAUGCUGCUCAACAGGCUGGCACAGGGCGGGGACUGGGCCGGCCGCGCCCCCUGCUGCGUGCCCACGGAAUACGGCGUGCUGCCAGUCUAUGAGAUGGAUGGGGAUGGCACCAAGAUCUCCACCAAGACUAACAUAGUAGCGCUGGAAUGUGGCUGCCGCUGACACUUAUCACACUAACGCUGAUUUUAGGCAGGGCAAUCCACAGCACUUACCAUUAGGCUACAAAGAUGCCCUACACGUCUUGACACAUGCAGUUGGUUAACCCACCUUUAUCUCCACGUAGAUGAGCUCACUAGUGAAAUCACCUCUGUUGAGAACAAAGGCAGCAGAGAGGAAUACUGGUGGGGCUUAAACUAUCUCAAUCUAGCUUGUCCACCUCUGCACAGCAGUAAACAAAUACUUUGUACAGGCUUGCAUGGUUAUACUACUCAUUGACUCCAUGAGUACAGUACUGAACUGCUAUGUAUACACAUCAACUGUAUUUAUUUCCUUUUCGCUCACUUCUAUACAUAACUGCCAUUUAAUCAACAUGCAUAGAGCUUCAUAUAUGGGAAUGUAUGAUGUACUGUAUGUAUGCAGGAUGUUGUUGUUUUUUUAUUAAAAGGUAAUUAUCUAAAACUGACUGGUGUUUUUUUGAUAAUAAUAAAAAAACGGUAACACUUUCUAUGAAGCCCAUAUCUAUAGCGCAUUAUAAGCGCAUUUAUAACAAAUUGUAAUGCGCAUUAUAGUUACUUACAACGUAUUAU
Molecule: messenger RNA, 2585 nt
Organism: Engraulis encrasicolus (European anchovy)
Lineage: Eukaryota; Metazoa; Chordata; Actinopteri; Clupeiformes; Engraulidae
Gene: amh
Product: anti-Mullerian hormone
Exons: 7
Coding region: 88-2001 (637 amino acids)
Biological process (GO): gonad development
Molecular function (GO): growth factor activity
Source: RefSeq, a predicted model, not a curated record